AUGCAGGUUGAAGUUGAAAAAAUUAAAUAAAAUAAUUUAGUCCCUGUAUUAGAAGAUUUAGAGAAAAACUGUAGUAUAAAUAAUAAACAUGAAAUUAAAANUAACAGCACUUGCAGCAACAACAAUCAAAACACUAAAAAAUGA
This is a messenger RNA of Paramecium sonneborni, 144 nucleotides long. The record is from the annotation of a GenBank genome assembly. Lineage: Eukaryota; Ciliophora; Oligohymenophorea; Peniculida; Parameciidae.